Messenger RNA from Ornithorhynchus anatinus (platypus), 541 nucleotides. Its product is annotated as collagen alpha-1(I) chain-like. Bases 26 to 541 code for a protein of 171 amino acids. The transcript has 4 exons. NCBI's taxonomy places the organism in Eukaryota, Metazoa, Chordata, Mammalia, Monotremata, Ornithorhynchidae. The record is from RefSeq and is a predicted model, not a curated record.
AAAGUCUGGGAAAGUUGCCUUCAAAAUGACAGCGAAGGCUCUCUGGCUAUUCUGUUUGAUCUUUGGAUCAUCCUCAGAAAGCCCAGAAGGAGAAAGAAAAGGGCCCGUGUCCUUGGGCGGGAAGGCCUGGGGCCUGUCCGGCCCGUCCCGGGCCAAGGCUCCGCCCGCGGCCGGCGGGGCUGAGGGGAACCGCCUAGCUCCGAGGUCGCCCGGGCCGGCGGACGAGGGCCCCGGGUCGUGGCCCUGGGCGGACAGGCGGCGGAAAGGCCCGGGCCCGGCGGCCGAGCAGGAGCGGGAGCAGGAGCAGGAGGGGCGCUCUCGGCCCUCCGGCCCGGCGGCGGCCGCCCGGCUCCAGGGCGCCCCCAGCGGCGUGUCGUGGGCCCGGCCGCGCUCCCGGGGCCCCCCGCCCCACCUCAACCGGCCCGGCCGGGCCAGGCCCCACCGCCCGGCAGACCAGCCCAAGCCGUCCUGGCUCACCAACCGGCAGCCCGCCAGCCUGCUCCAUCACUUCAACCUGCUCCCCACAGAUUCAUCAGAAUGA